AAAACACGACCAAACCAACGUUCACGGGCUGCAGCCGUUGACAGUGGUCCGACUCAUGGAGGAAGAUAACUCCCAAAUACUGGAAAAUGCUCACUCUGAGUUUAAAAGGAAGAAUUUCAAACAGGCCGAGGAACUGUACACGAAGUUUAUCUCUUCCUGCUUACAGUCCAGGGGGUGUGACGCUGGUAAUCUGGCCACCGCUUACAACAACCGCGGGCAGAUAAAGUACCUCCGGGUGGACUUCCAUGAAGCUGUAGAGGAUUACACCUGCGCAGUAGAGACUGACAGCCAGUUUGAAACACCUUUCUACAACAGGGGACUCAUCCAUUAUAGAUUAGGUUUUUUCGACGAUGCCAAGAGUGACUUCCAGCAAGCAUUAAAGCUCAAUCCAGAUUUUGAAGAUGCCAAAGUGAGCCUGCAACAGACUCUUCUGGACCAGCAGCACAAGAUAAACAGGGGAUACUGACAGCCUCAUAAAUUAUAUGUUUUAUAUAUCCUGAAAUCUGGUAACAUGUACAGUUGUUGUCAAAUCACUUUAAUAUCUGUACAGCUAUAACAAAUGAAGAGGUUGUGAUUUAAUCUGAAGAUUAACAGUUUUAGUGUUUAAAGAUAUCAGAAUGAAGAUGAAUUUUAACGUGAAACACAAACAGCAUAAAGCAAUCUGCACAAGGUAAUAGACUUUUAAAGGAUCAGCUGUAUUUCUGUUGAGUAAAGGCCUUGAUGAUUCUGCACUGACUCCUCCAGUUGGAAAAACUGGCCUCAUAAAUGAAAGUAUAUCUGUGUAGUGUAGUCUGUGAGUGGACUGUGCAGACUGAUCGACCCAGGCGCACCAGGUAAAACGAUGAGCUUGGGUUUUACUGCCAGUAAUAAAGACACUGGGCCGAGGUUUGUGACUAUAAACUGAAACCAUAAUCAAACGUUGGCGUACAGUCACGAUACGAAGUCUCUCAGCUGCAAAGUAAAAACAGGUUUUGUGUCUUAAAGAGAAGUCGCAGUUCAAGUCUGCUUACGAGUUGAUAUUAGGUUACUAGGUUCCUUUGACACUUGACUUGAUGAAUAAUUAAGAAAAUUAUAUAUUUCUGAUGUCAGACACAAAUCAAUGUUUGUAAUCUGUGAACAAUAAAUUAUUUUUUACCGCA
Messenger RNA from Dicentrarchus labrax (European seabass), 1139 nucleotides. RefSeq names its product tetratricopeptide repeat domain 32 (gene ttc32). The record is from RefSeq and is a predicted model, not a curated record. The coding region runs from base 56 to 466 and encodes 136 amino acids. Gene Ontology annotation, molecular function: protein binding. The transcript is spliced from 3 exons. Lineage: Eukaryota; Metazoa; Chordata; Actinopteri; Moronidae.